UCUUUAUGAGUCUUUCACUCAAACAUUGUAGAAAAAGAAAAAGGAAAUUAAAAAUAGACAAAACAAAACAAGGAAACGGUAGCAUCAGCAUGCAUGAAUUUUGCUGCUACAAUGUACCAUCUAAUGUAUAUAGUGCAUGUUUUUCAUUCAUGAUUCUGUCUUGUUGAAGUUAACACAGAGUGGCAUUUCUUGUCCACAUUCAUAAAAGGUACUUAUCUUAUAUCAUCACAAUGGUUAAUGGUAAAUGGAAUUGUUGUACAUCAUUAAGAAGAGAUUCAAUAGCAUCUUCUUCAAUGAAGCUCUUUUUGGUCAUAUUUCCUCUCAUCUUAGUUGUGGUUUUUGGAAUUGUUUCUAUAAUGAAUCCAAAAGAGAGAGAAGAGAUUAUCGAUUUGAGAUCUGAAGCGGUGCUGGAAGAUGUGAAUGGAAUUCAUAAUGCAAAUUUCAAUCAUUCUUUAGCUUCAACACCAUUUCCAGUUCAACUCAUGCAAACACCACCUCAACAAUCUGUAACUAAUGAAAAAGAAGUUCUCAAACCUUGGAUCAACAGUACUGAUCCAUUGAAUGAAACAUAUGUACCUCAUACAAGAAUGAAGCAACAAAAAAAGUUCAGCAUUUUAGACAGAACAGAAGCUGGUCUAUCACAAGCUAGAGCUGCUAUUAGAGAAGCCAACAAUAUGAAUCAAACACAAGAUCCAGACUAUGUUCCAAUAGGUCCAAUGUAUUGGAAUGCUAAGGCAUUUCACAGGAGCUACUUAGAAAUGGAAAAACUGUUCAAAGUAUUCGUCUACGAAGAAGGGGAGCCUCCAGUUUUUCACAACGGACCUUGCAAAAGCAUAUACUCCAUGGAAGGGAACUUUAUCCAUGCUAUUGAAAUGAAUGACAAAUUUAGAACAAAAGAUCCUCAAAAAGCACAUGUAUUUUUCCUUCCAUUCAGUGUGGUAAUGUUGGUCCGAUUCGUUUAUUUAAGGGAGUCGCGUGAUUUUGGUCCUAUAAGGAAAACAGUCACAGAUUAUAUCAAUGUCAUUUCUGAAAAAUAUCCGUAUUGGAAUCGAAGCCUUGGAGCUGAUCAUUUCAUGCUAGCUUGCCAUGACUGGGGGCCAGAGACUUCAUUCUCCGUACCAUACCUACACAAGAACUCAAUUCGUGUACUAUGCAAUGCUAACACCUCAGAAAGAUUCAACCCUGCAAAAGAUGUUUCAUUCCCUGAAAUCAAUCUCCAAACAGGUUCAAUAAAUGGUUUUCUAGGUGGACCAUCAGCAUCUCAACGACCAAUUUUAGCUUUCUUUGCGGGAGGACUUCAUGGAUAUAUACGAUCCAUUCUUCUCGACCAUUGGGAAAACAAGGAUCAAGAUAUCAUGGUUCAACAGUAUCUUCCAAAGGGUGUUUCUUACUAUGAAAUGUUAAGGAAGAGUAAGUACUGUCUAUGUCCAAGUGGUUAUGAGGUGGCUAGUCCAAGGGUAGUUGAGGCAAUUUACACAGGUUGUGUUCCGGUGCUUAUUUCAGAUCAUUAUGUUCCUCCAUUUAGUGAUGUUUUGAAUUGGAAGGCUUUUUCAGUUGAGGUUUCAGUUGAAGAUAUUCCGAAGUUGAAGGAUAUUUUGAUGAGAAUUUCUCCAACGCAGUAUAUAAGAAUGCAGAGAAGAGUUGGACAAAUUAGGAGACAUUUUGAGGUACAUUCUCCACCAAAGAGAUAUGAUGUGUUUCAUAUGAUCCUUCAUUCUGUUUGGCUUAGAAGAUUGAAUUUUAGAGUCCAUGAUGAUGAAUAAAUAAGUUCUCCUAAGUGUUAAUUUGUGACUAUGUUUCAGAAUUUACUACUUCCAAUGGCAAUGUAAUUUGUGACUAUAAGUUCUUUCUAUUUCUGUUUUGUAUAUUAUGCAUGAAAAAUAGUAUGUUUAUGGACAUUUUGGAAUUAGUAUAAAUCAAAUAUGCAAAUUAUGUAA
Trifolium pratense (red clover) is the source of this 1937-nucleotide messenger RNA. Its product is annotated as probable glycosyltransferase At5g03795. Gene Ontology annotation, molecular function: glycosyltransferase activity. NCBI's taxonomy places the organism in Eukaryota, Viridiplantae, Streptophyta, Magnoliopsida, Fabales, Fabaceae. The record is from RefSeq and is a predicted model, not a curated record. The transcript has 4 exons. Bases 231 to 1763 code for a protein of 510 amino acids.